AUGAAGUACAUUGAUGUUUUGUUGCACUCCACUUCAAGCACCAUUGCCUUGCUUCACAAUCACUCUGUUUCUUGCCGCUCCCUUACCUCCAUCUUACCCAUCCCCUCUUUUCCUAAAACCACUCCCCCUACCUCCCCCCCUGGCCUUUUCCUCCCCUUCCCUCCACCCCUGGCCUUUUCCUCCCCUUCCCUCCCCCCCUGGCCUUUUCCUCCCCUUCCCUCCCCCCCUGGCCUUUUCCUCCCCUUCCCUCCCCCCCUGGCCUUUUCCUCCCCUUCCCUCCCCCCCUGGCCUUUUCCUCCCCUUCCCUCCCCCCCUGGCCUUUUCCUCCCCUUCCCUCCCCCCCUGGCCUUUUCCUCCCCUUCCCUCCCCCCCUGGCCUUUUCCUCCCCUUCCCUCCCCCCCUGGCCUUUUCCUCCCCUUCCCUCCCCCCCUGGCCUUUUCCUCCCCUUCCCUCCCCCCCUGGCCUUUUCCUCCCCUUCCCUCCCCCCCUGGCCUUUUCCUCCCCUUCCCUCCCCCCCUGGCCUUUUCCUCCCCUUCCCUCCCCCCCUGGCCUUUUCCUCCCCUUCCCUCCCCCCCUGGCCUUUUCCUCCCCUUCCCUCCCCCCCUGGCCUUUUCCUCCCGUUCCCUACCCCCCUGGCCUUUUCCUCCCCUUCCCUCCCCCCCUGGCCUUUUCCUCCCCUUCCCUCCCCCCCUGGCCUUUUCCUCCCCUUCCUUCCCCCCCUGGCCUUUUCCUCCCCUUCCCUCCCCCCCUGGCCUUUUCCUCCCCUUCCCUCCCCCCCUGGCCUUUUCCUCCCCUUCCCUCCCCCCCUGGCCUUUUCCUCCCCUUCCCUCCCCCCCUGGCCUUUUCCUCCCCUUCCCUCCCCCCCUGGCCUUUUCCUCCCCUUCCCUCCCCCCCUGGCCUUUUCCUCCCCUUCCCUCCCCCCCUGGCCUUUUCCUCCCCUUCCCUCCCCCCCUGGCCUUUUCCUCCCCUUCCCUCCCCCCCCGGCCUUUUCCUCCCCUUCCCUCCCCCCUUGGCCUUUUCCUCCCCCUCCCUCCCUCCUUCGCAGUGCACCUGAUGUCAACAAAGGGUGGAAAGGCUCGGUCAGUAUUGGUGUCCGGCAUGUGGUAA
Molecule: messenger RNA, 1107 nt
Organism: Closterium sp. Yama58-4
Lineage: Eukaryota; Viridiplantae; Streptophyta; Zygnematophyceae; Desmidiales; Closteriaceae
Source: the annotation of a GenBank genome assembly